AUGAACGAUCAUUUCCUUUCCUCUUCCAGUGCUCUCUGUGCUCGUCUCACUUCCUCCCCACCUUUUCCCUCCCGUCUUCCCACCAUCAGCCCGCCUGCCCAGCACCGCCCGCCAACCGGCAUCGAAGUGCUCUUUGCCCUCCGCCCCUCCUCAACUGCCGCUCCUUCCCCUGCCGCUCCCUCCACUGCCGCUCCCUCAUCUGCCGCUACCUUCCCUGCCGCCCCCUCCUCUGAUUUUCCUCCCUCUGCCGCUGCACCCUGCCUUGGUGUUCCUUCACCUGAUGCUGUUCCCUCCACUGCUGCCGACAAGAGCUCGAUACAAGCACCCUCUGCUACGCUCUCCGUGAUUCCUGCUAAGAGCUUGAUAGAAGCACCGUCUGGUGCUCCCUCCUCUGCUCCCACUAAGACUUCGUUACAGGCACCCUUCCCUGCGACUUCCACAGCCACUCCCACAAGUGCCCCCCCUGCCUUAGCCUCCACUCUCCCGGUUAAGAGCACAUGCCAAAAACCCUCUGCUCCUCCUCCUCCCCCUCCUCCCUCUAAGCGCCCGUCGAAGGAACCCUUGUCUACUGCCGACACAGCCUUUGGCAAGCCUGCCUUCUCCUCUGCCACUGCUGUCACAGCCCCUCACAAGAGCGCAGCAGUAACCACCCCCUCUCCUCGCCCUACUGCCCACUUCAAGACCUCGUUACAAGCACCCUCUGCUGCUCCCUCUACCGCACAAUGCAAGACCUUGUCAGAAGCACCAUCCGCUGCUGCUCCCUCCACUGCCCCUGCUAAGGGUGCAUUGGGCGACCCCCCUGUUCUUUCCACUGCUGCUCCCAAGACCUUGUUUCGAAAAAACCCUGCUGCUCCCGGCCAGGCCCCUAUUAAGCAUUCUUCAAAAGCACCCCUAGCUGCUCCCACCACUGCCUCUGUAAACAAUGCUCCGGAAGGCUGGCGGUUGGAUGUGGGUGGUGCAGGUGUGGAAAGGCGUGGUGGUGGGAGGGAGGCAGAGGAGGGUCCGUGGAGAGAGGGCGGUAGACCUGGGAAGGGCGCAGAAAGCGAAGGGAGUGGUGGGCAUGUGAAGAGUGGUGGGGUUGUGAGGAAUGCUGCGGUUGUGAGGAGUGGGAGCAAGGAAGGCAGGGGGUAUGGGAAGAGUGUGAAGGUCGGUGGCAGGGUAGGGGCAGGGAAAGGUGGAGUGGACGGUGGAGAUGCAGGGAGGGGGGGAGCCGACGGUGCAGAUGCAGGGAGGGGUGGAGCGGACGGUGCAGAUGCAAGGAGUGCAGGGAAGGAUGCGAAGGCCGGUGGCAAGACAGGUGCUGGGUCAGGUGCAGGGAGUGUGGGGAAGAGUGGUGUCGGACCAGGAGGCUUGUGGUCAGCAAGGGAGGAGGGCGUGGGAGGUGCGCCACAGGGGCCAAAGGCCAUGCGGCAUGAUGCUGGGGCACUGCGAUGUGAUGUGUGCUUCCAACCGGGAGAGGCGCCCUACAAUCCUUUCCUCUGCUGCUCGCUCUGCGCCACAGCAGUCCACCAGCUCUGCUACGGCGCUGUGGGCCUCCCCCCCCUCUGGGCUGCGCGCUCCCUCCUUUCCUCUGCCAUCCACACCCCCCCCCUGCCGCCGCUGCUCCCACUGGAAGCUGGGGAAAAGGGAGAGAGGGCGGAGGGGGCUGGGGCGGAGACGGGAGGAGAAGGGGGGGAACCAAUGCAGGGUGGAUGCGGUGGGGGUGCUGCUGGUGCGGGCAGUUCUGGUGGCAGUGCUGCUGCUGGUGAGGGCGUGCAGUUGACCAAGCAGGCAGUGGCGAGGCGGUUCAAGUGGCGCUGUGUGCCGUGCCAUCUCUACGCCCGCGCGUGCAGCAGCAGUGGUGGUGACGCUGCUAGCAGCACCUGCUCCCAGCCGCCUCCCCUCACCUGUUCCUUGUGCCGCGUUACCGGAGGGGGUGCGUUCAAGCCGUGCGUGGAUGGUCCUCUCCCCCCUGAUGCCGAGGGGCAUGUGGGGCGGGGGGAGCGGGACGAGUGGGAAGGGCCUGGCAAGCGUGGGGAGGGCGUGGGGCAGGCAGAGGUGCAAUUGACAGAGGGGCGUUCUGUGAAGGCUAGGCACGUGGGAGGAGCAGGGGGAGUAGGGAUGAGAGGGGAAGCUGGCGGGGAGUUGGAUGUGGGUGCUGCUGGUCCUGUCGCGCUGAAAGAAGAGCGGAGCGGGGUGAAGGAGGGAGUUCAGCAGAGGGUGGUGCAGAGGGAGCGUGGCAGCGGUGGGAGGGAUGCAGCAGGGGAGGUGAAUAGAUCUUGCAGUGCAAGUGGGAGCGGUGGAGGUCGAGGGAAGGGUGACCCAGGCAGGGGUCAUGAUGACAAGGCCAUGCGUUUACAAGUCACUGACGCGUUUCAAGUGGGCAGCGCGAAACAGCAAGGAGACGUGGAUAUGCCUCUUGCGUCGAGGGACAUGCCGCCUGCUUCGAAGCGCAUGCCAGCUGCGUUGAGGCACCUGCGCUGGGUGCAUAUCACAUGUGCUCUCUUCGACUGCCAUGUGUUCUUCGGCAGUGCUGAGUCCCUCCAACCCAUCAUGGGUGUGGCAACUGCUGCAAAGAAGAGGGCAGAAAGCAGACAACAUUCAGUAUCAGCAGCAACAGCAGCCGGUGUUUCAGCAGCAGCAGUGGCGCGCUGUGCAUUCUGCCAUCAGCCGGACGGCCCUCUUGACCUGCUGCCCUGUGCCUUCCCUCUCUGCGCCACCCGCUUUCACGUUCGCUGUGGCCUGAUGCAUGGCUGCUCCGCUAUUGUGCGAGAGACCGACCUGUACCAGAGACAGGUAACGGCCUUCUGUGCCGCACACGCUGCAGGUGUGCAGGGGGGUGAGGAGGCAACAGCCUCUCCCACAGGUGCCCAUGCCACGCAUGGCACUGCUAAACAUGAGAACGCAGCUAUGGUUUCUGACAAAGGUUGUGGUGGGGCUCAGGUGGAGAGGGAGAAGAGGCGUGCAGACGGAGAGGCGGGGCACGUGGGGCCAGUGAAUGCGGCUGUUGAUGAGACGGCUCAAGAGUGGGAGUUAUGGUGUCUGGGGGAGCACAUGGGGGCAGUGAGGGAGCAUAUGGGAGCAGUGAGGGAGCAUUGGAGGAAGCGACGGGAGGCGAAUGGAGGCAUGCCGUCGCUGCUUCACCUCGCGCACGCCCGAAUGCAGCAGCUAGAGGCAGCUCAGCUCACACCAUCAACUCCCUUCCACGAGAACACCUCUCCUUCCUCCAACCUCCCCAGUCCUUGUGUUGCUGCUUCCGCCUCUGCUGCUGCCCCUGCUGCUGCCUCCGUUGAUGGUGAUGGUGGAGAUGAUGGGGUGAGUGCUGAUGGCGCAAGGGAUCCCUGGGAGACACAGGAGCACGAUGAGCGGAAGAAAAAGAGCGGCAAGGGGAGAGCAGGAGUGGUGGCAAAGCCCUCCUACACGUGCCGUGGAUGCCUGGGCCUCGAGGAAAAGGCACGUGCGGAUGCAGGUGCGAGUGGGGAUGCGGUCGCUUAUGGGGAUGCGGGUGUGCCUGCACGUUUAACAGCACAGGCAGGUGCGGGUGGUUAUACAGAUAAGGGUGUUUGCAGAGAAGGGGGGGCUGUGGUGGGGGGCGAUGGGGUAGGUGUGGAGGGAGGUGGGCGGCAGAAGAGGUUGCAGGAGGUGAUGUGGGGAGAAGGGGGCGGUGAGGAGGUGGUUGAAAACGGUGCAAAGGUGGUUGGGGGAGGGCGUGUGAAGCGAGGGAGGAGGCAGGAGGAAGAGGAGAAGUCAUUGGGUUAUGAGGAAGGGAAGGAAGAAAACGAGGAGCAGGAGGAGGAGGAGGAGGAGGAGGAGGAGGAGAAGGAGGAGGAGGAGGAGGAGGAGGAAGAGGAGGAAGAGGAGGAGGAGAGGCGGGGUGGGAGAGACAUUGAUUUUGAAGAGGAGAUAGGGGUGGGUCUGCUGGGCAGGGGUGGAAGGGGUGGGCUUAGGGGAAGGGACGUGUGGGAAGUAAGUGAGGGGACAGGUGGGAAGAGGAGCGAGGAGGAGGAGGGGAAGGAGGAGGAGGAGGAGGAGGAGGAGGAGGAGGAGGAGGAGGAGGAGGAGGAGGAGGAGGAGGAGGAGGAGGAGGAGGAGGAGGAGGAGGAGGAGGAGGAGGAGGAGGAGGUGUGUGGGAGAGUCCAAAACAGUGAGUGUGCGGGGACAGAGGAGGAGGGGCAGGAGGCCAGUGCUGGGGAGAAGGAAAGAUAUGCGUUGGAGGGGAACUGGGUGCAUGUGGUGGUGAAAGGGGAGAAGGCGGAGAGAUUGCGGUUGCAAGAGAUCGUGCAUGUGCGUGUGGUGAGCACGGAUGGGUUGAAUGCGGUGAACAGUGAGAACGAGGAAUUUGGGAUGGAGGAUCAGGAGGGAGUGGGAAUAGAUGGCGGUAAGUGGGAACGAGAAUUGGAGGAGGAGGAUGAGGAGGAGGAAGAGGAGGAGGACGGUGACGACGAAAGGGAGGAGGAGGAGGGAGGGGAGGAGGAGGCUAUUGAUAGUGAUGAGGGAGAGGAAGGCACAGUGGGGGGCUUCGAGGAAGAGGAAGCGGGAGCAGUGGUAGUAAAUGAGGAGGAGGGAGCGGAGGAAGAGGAGGAGGAGGAGGAAGAGGAGAAGGGAGAGGAGGAAGAGGAGCAAGAGGAUGCGGAAGAGGAGGAGGAAGAGGAGCAGUGGAAGCAGGAGUUGUGGAGUGAGUUAGAUAGGAUGGUGGCUGAAGUUCAGGAUGUGGGUGGGGACCACAUGGGUGGGGACCACGUGGGUGGUGCAGGGAGGGAGGUGUCUGUGGGGAUGGGUGAAGGCAGCGACAGGGAGAGAGGGGAUGGCGAGGAGGGAGGUGUGGCAUGGAGCCAUGUGCAUGGGAUGGCAGCAGGGGAUCUAUAUGCACAUGGAACUGCCGUGCCAUCUCCCUCCCGCACAACGCCUCUCAUCGUGCCUUCUCCCUCCCAUACAGCCAUGCCAAUCCCUCCAUCCCCUUACCCAGCGCCUUGCUCCAUCUCUCCCCACGCCCCACCAUCACUCAUACCUACGGCCCUCCCUCUGCUGCCUCCUGCUCCUCCUCUGAUGCCCCGUGCCCUGCCUCUGUCUUCUGCACUUGGUGCAGGAGAGAUAGAGGCAGAGGGACAAGAUGAGGGGCGCGAGGGUUUGGGAGUUGUGGGGUUGCAGAGGGGUGUUGGACAAGGGAUGGAAAGGGAGAGGUCAGAUCCAGGGGAGGUGGGUGGGAGGUGGGGCAAGCGGCAGAGGGUGGAAGUGGGGGGAUCAGCAGCAGAGCCCCUCCAACCGGACCGCUUGGAGGGGCAUGGAGGUGGUGGCAUAGUGGGGCAUGGUAACCGUGGCAGGGUGGAGCGCGGUGAUGGGAAUGUGAGGCUCAACUCGGGUGCAACCACUGGGAUUCCUGCUGGUGAGAGGAGCAGGAGGAGGGAGGAGCAAGGGACGAAUGCAGGAAGGAUAGUGGCUGGGGAAGGGACUUCGGGAGGAGGAGCAGCAGAGGAAGGAGAGCGUGGGGAGGAAGUGGGGAACAGCAGUGGCGGGAUGAGGGUGGAGAGACGAGGAGGGAGAGGAGAAGGAGAAGGGGCGAGGAGCACACCUGUGGUGCAGAGGAUGGGAGAAGAGAGGAACGGAGGAGGUGGGGGAGGUGUGAGGAGAGCACGUGAGGAGAAGGGAGGGAGGAUUGUGGAAGGGGAGAGGAGGAGUUUUGAAAGAGGGCGAGGGGAGGAGAGGAAGAGAAUGCAGGGCGUGAAGUGGGAUCGCUUGGGAAGAGGAGGCGAGAAGAGAGUGCAGGUGGGGGAAAACGGAGUGGUGAUUGGCGGGAGAGGCGUGGAGAGAGGUGGGGGAGGAGUGGAGAUGGGCGGGAGAGGAGUGGAGAUGGGCGGGAGAGGGGUGGAGAUGGGCGGGAGAGAGGAGGAGAUGGGUUACGGAAGGAGAUUGCACAGGGAAGAAAGGAGGGGAGAAUGCAGCAAGGGAUGGGGAAACGCAUAG
Closterium sp. Yama58-4 is the source of this 5940-nucleotide messenger RNA. Lineage: Eukaryota; Viridiplantae; Streptophyta; Zygnematophyceae; Desmidiales; Closteriaceae. The record is from the annotation of a GenBank genome assembly.